UCGGUAUAAAAGACGUUAUGGCCAUUGCAAUAGUCAUCAGUUCAGUUUGGUUCUUUGGAAUACAGUGUCUCAGAGCAGCACAUUGAGAAGUUUGUUCUAAGUUGUGAUUAAGAAGCAACCCCAAAUAGUUACCAUGAAGUGCUUUGUUGCCAUUGCCCUGCUAGCCGUUGCCGUUAGCGCAUCGCCCAUCGAUCCCUAUGGCCACUAUGCUGCCCCAGCUCUGGUGCACGCCGCCCCUCAUUAUGCCGCUCCAGUUGUCCACGCUCCGUUGGUGAAGCACGUCGUUGCUGAGCCAGUUGCCUACCCCAAGUACUCGUUCAACUACGGAAUCAAGGACCCCCAUACCGGAGACAUCAAGUCCCAGGCUGAGGAGCGCGACGGAGAUGUUGUCAAGGGACAGUACUCCCUGGUCGAACCUGACGGUUCGGUGCGCACCGUUGACUACACCGCCGAUGACCACAACGGAUUCAACGCCGUCGUGCACAAGUCUGCCCCAGCUGUCCACAAGGUUGUUGCCCCAGUUGCCCACUACGCCCCAGCUCCAGUCCUGAGCCACUACGUCCACUAAGUGUCCGCUAGCAGCUGGACCGGCUGAGCCACGCUUAACCGGGCCGUUUAAGUCACUCUCUCACUUGCCACUAUGUCUCCGCCAAGAAGCUUCGAAUACUUCAAAGCAACACUACUCACUCGUAUAAAUCGUUAAGGAUCAUAAACAAAAAACAAAAACACACACACACAUGAAGCCCGCUAUCAUCGAAUGUAAUCGUUUAUAUUUUUUGUUUGUUAAGUAAUUAUCGAAUUCUUCUACAACUAUCAAUCUAUCUUUCAAACUCAAACACGUGCUCGACGUCGCGACGGCAGCGUCGCUUUCUCCUCUCUCCCGAAGUCUGGCCCCUGCAGGUCACUCAUGAGCGAGCGAAGAGAGAGCGCCGCGCCUGAAACAUUCCAUCGCGCUUGAAACAUUUCAAGCGGUGAGUUUCACACCCCCAGAAAACGUGCCAAAAAGAUCAAAUCGAGACGAUUUAACGCAAGCAAGUCAAACACAGUUUUGCCACCUGCCAGACCUAUACUAAUCUAUUCAAAGUGGUGGCUUUCCACAGACUUAUUUUCAAGUCUUCAAAUUUCCACCCUCCUUCUUCCGAAGGAAAGAGGUCCUACCUUACCAUUGAUGUUUGAGUGCUAGCACCCCUCUCUUAAAUGUGAUAAUUGUUAUCUCUUAUUACCUCUCUAUCUCACUGUUACACACACUUUCAUUGUUACUAUCGAACUUCCACUACUAUUUAUCUCUUGCCUUUAGAAGUCUUUUCUUCCCCUUAGUCAUCUGCUUUAAACAACAAAACAUGAGAUAAACACAAAAAAGAUCAACAAAAGCGUGAAUUGUUUUAUAUAAAAAAUGUGUAUUUUUAAUAAACAUUAGAAAAUUGUCACCGCAUUCCAGCAUGCCAGCGAAUGUGGGUGAGCAAAACCAAAAAAAGAACAAACUGUAAAUACAGAAAUAAAAAAAUAUUUUAUACAAAAAAAAA
Molecule: messenger RNA, 1523 nt
Organism: Culex pipiens pallens (northern house mosquito)
Lineage: Eukaryota; Metazoa; Arthropoda; Insecta; Diptera; Culicidae
Product: cuticle protein 8-like
Exons: 3
Coding region: 134-568 (144 amino acids)
Cellular component (GO): extracellular matrix
Source: RefSeq, a predicted model, not a curated record